This is a messenger RNA of Melanotaenia boesemani (Boeseman's rainbowfish), 3245 nucleotides long. RefSeq names its product suppressor of tumorigenicity 14 protein. Bases 161 to 2827 code for a protein of 888 amino acids. The record is from RefSeq and is a predicted model, not a curated record. NCBI's taxonomy places the organism in Eukaryota, Metazoa, Chordata, Actinopteri, Atheriniformes, Melanotaeniidae. Gene Ontology annotation, biological process: proteolysis; acrosome reaction. Gene Ontology annotation, molecular function: serine-type endopeptidase activity; protein binding. The transcript has 19 exons.
GCCCACAGCAUCCGAAGCCACUCAGCUCAGAUUACUGCACUUUUUUUUCUUUCUUUUUUUAUUCGGAGGAAGCAACAGCAGGGAUUUCCUCUCUCUCCAUCGUUUCUAUGCCUGAGGUAUUGUUGCAUAUCACCUCUCCGGAGCUAAACGGGACAGUGCUAUGUGGACUUUCCCUAAAAGCAAAACUUGUGAAGUGUACUGCGUCUCCGCGCAUGGACACUCAGGCUGCUCAGCUUCACAGGGAGAUGGGGAGUUGAAGGAGCCCACCCAGUCACCGAGCCCCCCCACGAAGCCAGAAGUCCAGGCAGAGAAGAGGGCAGAGGGGGUGCAAGUUCCAUCUUUUUGCUCCUGGAGGAGAUGGAUGUUAGGCCUCCUGCCUUUCUUUCCCUUCACUGCUGCCAUUGCACUGACUCUCCACUACUUAACAUCUCCGCCUUGCUCAGUGUUCUUCCUCGGAGGCAACGUGGAGUUCCCAAACCUGAGCUUCUCCUCAGAGCUGACCGACUCCACCUCCCCCCAGUUCCGCCUGCAGGCUCAGGCUUUGAACCAUUAUUUCUCAGAGCUCUAUGAGUCCACACCCUGGAGCUCCUACUACCUGCGCUCAGGAAUUACUGCCUUCAGUGAAGGAGCAGAGGGGCUCAAUGUCUUCUAUUGGAGUAAAUUUACUGCCCCGCAUGAUGUUGCCAUGGAAAUUCAGAGGUCUGGCCCUGAGAGGCUGCAGCGCAGGCUCCCAGGCAGCAACAAGGUGCAGCGGGACAGCCGCAAUGAGCAUCGCUACUACAUGGAGCCAGAUGAUGACAUGCUCCCUCUGCUAGGUUUGGAUCCCGAUGACUUUGAGCCAGAUGAAAAAUCGGACAAAAUGAAAAAUCCAAAUAGUAUCCAGGGGGGGAAAUGGCAGCUUGGAUUCCAAGCGAUGUCCUUUGACCUCUAUGCCAAAUAUGGAAACAACCGCACUCUGAGCCUCGUUAACCCCAAGAAGCCAUACUACCAGUGGCGCCUUCGUGUGCCAUCGGGUCAUGUGGUUCGACUGGUCGUUCUCACUCUCCAGGGUGCCACACCAGGAAGCUGCACUGCCCACAAGCUCUCUGCUUAUGACUUUCUACUUCCUUUGCAGAAUAAGAUAAUUUCCAGGUGGUGUGGGCUGCCUGUUACAGGCUCAUCUCCAGUCAUGAAGCUGACAUCCUCCGGCAAUGUGAUGUUGGUCACCUUUUCCUUCAGCAGACAGAGGGAUGGAGCAGUUUUCAAAGCUUAUUUCCAGGCCAUCCCAAAAGCAAGUUGUGGAGGAUCAAUUACUUCCUGGAAUGGCUCUAUUUCUUCACCAUACUACCCGUCUUACUAUCCUCCAAAUAUUGACUGUACUUGGACACUACAAGUGCCAUUACCAGGAUACCUGAUCUCUAUCACAAUCGUGACAAUGGACAUUCAGGAUUCCCAGUCAUCUGACGGAUGCGAGAAAGACUGGCUGGACAUUGGCGGGGUGAAACUCUGUAAUCCAGUGUCAGACAGCAGCAAAAAGCGGGUGUUCUCCUCUCCUCUGUCCAUCCACUUCCAUUCUGAUGAAUCUCUGACUCACAAGGGCUUUUACUUGCUGUACCGAGCCUUCUCUCCAGAGAGCACUUGCCCUCGCCAGUUCCGCUGUGGAGAUGGCCGCUGUAUCCCUCUGAGGAAGGUCUGUGAUGGAGUAAAGGACUGCUCAGAUGGACGGGACGAGGCUAAAUGCUCAUCCUGCAGGCCAGGGGAAGUGCUGUGCGGGAACGGCCAGUGCAAACCUCAAAGCAGCCAGUGUGUCGGUCAGAGCACCUGUGCUGACAGCAGUGAGGAGGGCACCUGUGGAGGUAAAUGUUACCAUGUUUGUCCUAACAAGGUGUGUUUGCCUAAGUCAUCAGUGUGUGAUGGUAUUAUUGACUGCAAAGACCGCAGUGAUGAACUCAAUUGCACCAGAGCAUAUGUUAAAGGUUGCUCCCCAUCCUCCUACAAAUGUGCUAAUGGAAAGUGUGUCAGGAAGGUCAACCCUGAGUGUGAUGGAGUUAAAGACUGCUUUGAUGGCUCUGAUGAGCUGCGUUGUGGCUGUGGCACCAGGCCCAGAAAGCGAGCUAAGAUAGUGGGAGGUUCUGAUGCUGUGGCAGGGUCGUGGCCCUGGCAGGUCAGCCUCCAGAUGGAACGUUAUGGUCACGUCUGUGGAGCAACACUAGUUUCCAAUCGCUGGCUCAUCUCUGCAGCUCACUGCUUCCAAGAUUCGGAUGCUAUCAAAUACUCAGAUGCUCGUGCAUGGCGGGCUUACAUGGGCAUGCGUGUGAUGACCAGGGGGAACCAAGGAGCUGCCAACAGACUAAUUCGUCGGAUCCUCCUCCACCCGCAGUAUGACCAGUUCACAUCUGACUACGACAUUGCCCUUCUCGAACUCAGUGCACCUGUUUUCUUCAAUGACUUGGUGCAACCUGUGUGUGUUCCUGCAUCCUCGCACACUUUCACCACUGGGACUAACUGUUAUGUCACAGGCUGGGGGGUUCUUAUGGAGGACGGAGAACUAGCUUCUCGCUUACAAGAGGCCUCAGUGAAGAUCAUAAACAGGAACACCUGUAAUAAGCUGUAUGACGAUGCUGUUACUCCCAGAAUGCUGUGCGCUGGGAAUCUGCAGGGAGGAGUGGAUGCCUGCCAAGGUGACUCAGGAGGUCCAUUAGUGUGUCUGGAGCGAGGCAAGCGGUGGUUCUUGGCAGGGAUUGUAAGCUGGGGUGAGGGCUGCGCAAGACAGAACCGUCCUGGCGUCUACACACAGGUGGUCAAGUUCACUGACUGGAUCCAUCAGCAGACCAAAGGGCAGGUGUGACUAAACAUCAUCCUCACAUGAACAAAAUGACACAGGACAACAGUUUCAGUCCUGAAAGUCUGUCCUUGUGAAUGUUGUCAUGACUGCUCAGAGACACUUUCAGUCAGUUUACCUGAAUGUGUCCAACGCAGCAGACCAGAGAGGGGCAUUAUCCCAGCUCCAAACAAUCAGCAUCCUCACAAUCUACAAGCAACAACAGCCACAAAGUUGACAUUCACAAAAAAAAGCUCUUCCACUGAUUGUCCAAUCAACUUUGAGGUAAUGUUUGCAUUUGAUUGAAAUGCAAGAACAAAAUCACACAUAAAAGCAACAUAAAUCAUCUUAGCUUUUGGUUUUUGCAAGAUACAUGACUGUAGGCUGAGCUUUGGGUCAUUAUUUACUGGUGUUAGUAAAACAAAUUGUUGGGGAAAAAGGACUG